Messenger RNA from Phyllopteryx taeniolatus (common seadragon), 5228 nucleotides. It is a transcript of the gene pacsin1b, whose product is annotated as protein kinase C and casein kinase substrate in neurons 1b. Gene Ontology annotation, biological process: cytoskeleton organization; regulation of endocytosis; plasma membrane tubulation. The transcript is spliced from 10 exons. Gene Ontology annotation, molecular function: phospholipid binding; protein binding. The record is from RefSeq and is a predicted model, not a curated record. The coding region runs from base 1224 to 2558 and encodes 444 amino acids. Lineage: Eukaryota; Metazoa; Chordata; Actinopteri; Syngnathiformes; Syngnathidae. Gene Ontology annotation, cellular component: endosome; plasma membrane; cytoplasm.
AGACUUUUUUUUGAACCUCCUGUUAUGACAGACAUGCCCACGUAAAUGCAUAUGUCUGUCGUUGAAACUUGUGUUUGGGCUUUUCCGGGGCGGGGUUGCUACUGAGUAUGUUUUUUUGAGGCGGCGUGUGUGUUUAUCAGGACUCCUACAAUGCAUAGCGGGGUACGGACGCUUUAUAAUCCUGGUAGAUGUUGCUUUGAGUGGAAGGCCAAGUGCCCAAUUCCGAUUUAAUGCCGGGUGCGCCCGCCUUUGCCUCUCUCCACGGUAAACCACUCAUCAAAAAAAGUCAGCCCGCAAGCUAGCAAAAAGUACAAAACCUUUGCGAGCCUAUUCGGAAAUGGGAAAAGGCCAAAUGAUGGGACAGAAGAAGCGUCCAAGAAAAAGAUUUCAUCUAUAUCUGCAUUUGACAGACAAUGUCAGCAGUCCUACUUCAAAUAUGGUUUUAUCGCAACAGAUGAUUCUCGCGCGGCAAUCCCACUUUGCCUAAUCAGGGGCGGCAGACUCCCAAACGAGGCAACGAAGCCUUCGUUAACUGAAUACCAUGCUUUUAUUUCAACACGCCAUCUUUGCGAAGCGGGAGUUUCGGCAACUGAAACAAAAUGAGUAAUACGCCUUUUGGCGUCAUUGUCUCCCACCGCGCCAAGACGGGACCGGCUCAUUGAAACUAACCAAAUGCAAGACUCCCACUAAUUACAACGACGACUGUGCGUUCAGCGUAACGGCGAGGAGUAUUUUGGAUGAUAGUUCUUAUUGACUUACUUCUGGGGGACAGUUGGUUGAAACCAUCCAGUGUGAAUCCAGCCUUAAGGAGUGAGCCAUUAAACCAAAGUAAAACCUUCGGAGCCGGGAGGCGUAGCCAGCCUUACACCCAAGCAGCAACACACCCACCGAUCGACACCCCCCUCCGACCGCCUCAUUUCUCCGCCUGUGUCCCUCCGGCUCAGCACUCUGUCAGAACCGCUGGAGCUCAACACCGUGGGAUUAUCACUCUCUCACUGAGCGACACAAACGCGCACAUUAGCGCUCCGGGCUGGUUCUGGUUCCUCUCCUCGCAGACUCUGCCGAUGCUCUCGUCGCUCCCAAGCGAAGGAGCUUGUUGUCCAAGACCACGUGUCUUCUUUUUUUUUUGUUCUCCUGUCUGCAGCCCGGGCCACCGCUAAUGGAGGACUGGGGCGCGUGACAGGAGCUGACGAAGACGCAAUCGCUGCGCCCCGACCGCCGCCAUGUCUGGCGCCUUCGAAGAGACGGCCAGCCUGGAGGAGAACACCGACAGUUUCUGGGAGGUGGGGAACUACAAGCGCACGGUGAAGCGGAUCGACGACGGUCAUAGGCUCUGCAAUGACCUCAUGAAUUGUAUCCAGGAACGAGCUAAAAUUGAGAAAGCCUACUCCCACCAUCUUACCGAGUGGUCCAAGAGAUGGAGACAGCUUGUGGACAAAGGUCCUCAGUACGGCACUGUAGAACGUGCUUGGACGUCACUAAUGACAGAAGCGGAGAAGGUGAGUGAUCUUCACCAUGAAGUGAAGAACAGUCUGAUGAGUCAGGACUUUGAGAAGGUGAAGAACUGGCAGAAAGACUCGUACCACAAGCAGAUGAUGGGAGGCUUCAAGGAAACCAAAGAGGCGGAGGAGGGAUUCAAGAAGGCCCAGAAGCCCUGGGCUAAAAAGUUGAAGGAGCUUGAGGCCGCCAAGAAGGCAUACCACAUGGCCUGCAAAGAGGAGAAACUGGCAUCUUCGAGGGAGGCCAACGGCAAGAGCGAAGCCUCGGUGACUGCUGACCAGCUGAAGAAACUCCAUGAGAAAGUGGACAAGUGCAAACUGGAUUCGGAGAAGGCCAAGGACAAGUACGAAAAAGCUCUGGAUGAGCUGAACAAGUGCACGCCUCUGUACAUGGAGAACAUGGAGCAGGUCUUCGACCAGAGUCAGCAGUUUGAAGAGAAGAGGCUGAGCUUCCUCAGGGAGGUGCUGCUGGACGUCAAACGCCACCUCAACCUCACAGAGAACCAAAGUUACGCAUCAGUGUACCAGGAACUUGAACACGCCAUCGAGUCAGCCAGCGCUCAAGAGGAUCUGCAGUGGUUCAACAACAACCACGGCCCCGGCAUGCACAUGAACUGGCCGCAGUUUGAGGAGUACAACCCAGACCUCACCCACAGCAUCACUAAGAAGGAAAAGUCAAAGAAAGGCGAUUCCAUCAUGCUGACCAAUGUCACGGCAACGGUUGACAUGGCCCAAGCUGGAGAUCAGGGCAGUGUGAGCAGCUACGAGAAGAACCAGGCUCACACGGCCUCCAACGAGUGGUCAGAUGAGGAACAGACGCUCCCCAAUUCGGCCAGCGACACCAACGGCGGUGCCGACCCCUUCGACGAGGACUCGGCCGGCGGCGUGAGAGUCCGGGCGCUGUACGAUUACGAAGGCCAGGAGCAGGACGAGCUCAGUUUCCGAGCAGGCGACGAGCUGACAAAGUUGGAGGAAGAGGACGAGCAGGGCUGGUGCAAAGGUCGCCUGGACGGCGGUCAACUGGGUCUCUACCCGGCCAAUUACGUGGAGCCGAUCUAACGCUCUCACUGCCGAGAACGCCGGGGCAAACUCUUAACUGGACUCAACCAUCCAGGCGCGGAUGGACGCACAUUGACCACCUCCGCCUUUUUCGAGCACCCAAACUUUAUUUCACCAUUCGGGACCACGCGACUCCUACUUACUGCGUUUUUACGAUACGGUCUUCAAAGCGGUGCCUGGAUUAGCAAGAAUGAGCUAUGCGUUGUGCAUUCAAUGUUUGUAUUUACAUCAUUGUUUUUUUACCGUCUGGACGCUUGUACAGUGUUUUCUGUUAUGGUGCGUUUUUGACAUAUUUAGCCUGAAAGGAAGAGUCCAGUUUUGAGAGAUCACGCUACCGACAGGCUACGUUAGCAUUCACACUCACAUUCGCACCUGUGUACAAUUUAUGACUUCAAUGAACCUCAAACAUGUUUUUUUUUUGUUUUCAAAUGCGGGAGGAAACCAGGGCCAAGAUUCAAAUCCAGAAAGUCAAAAGUGUGAGGUAGACAUGCCAACCAUUAGGACACCGUGCUGCCCAUCUGUCAACAACCGAUCGGCAAAAACACCAAACGCUAGUUAACGCCUGACAUGUUUACACUUCCGUUUACCGAAUACGCAAAUGACAGACGUGUUAGCAGUUGAAGCGUUUUUGUGCUAAAAUAAGCUAAGCCCGCCAGAUAGUAGAGGAUUUUUUGGGGGGAUCAUGGCAGUAGCGCACAAAAGUGUUGGGUUGUCCUCAUUCCGUCCGACAUCUGGCGGCAGACGUGUUCAACUAUGGCGGACCGUGUUUUCCAUCUUUGCGCUGAGCUAAGCUAUCCGGGUACGACAAAAGGAGGUUAUCGGGGCACAAAAGUACAAAAGUAUUUGCUUUUGACAUCUUCCAACGUUGUGUUGAACUUCAUACGACCCACACCUCUGCUACACGAUACAAUAACACACACACAAUAACAAUAACGGCACAAAGGUUUAGAUUUAUUCGAACAGCUCAUGCCAGAUCUAUUCAAUGUCUCUUCUUUUUGUUAAGUUUGUAAUUCUCAUAUGGGUGGCAACACAUAAGCAGGAAAUCGUUUGAAGGCUAUUAGACGGUCACAUUUAAUGAGGGUUGAAAAGUUAUAUAGACCUAGACCCCGUUGGCGAAGUCCUCCCAACAGUAAGAGUGUCGACCCCGUCUUUAUUCUCCCGAAGUUUAGACUAUUGCUUUAUUGCUUUAUCGCUUUAUUGCGUUGACUGACAUUUGGGACUCUUUCCGUGUGCACGUUGGGAGUGGCUAAAGAGACCAUUUGUUUAUGCUUCUCUUUGGAAUGAAAUUGAGCAAAGGGUGAAACGGGAUGCUUUACCUGAACAGCACGUCUUCUUCCUCUUUCAUUUUUCCCAAACUGUGUCGGGUCCCGAAGUGGCUCCUGGGUUCAUUUGAGGAGCCGGGAGCCUGUUUUGUUGAUCUUCAAGCAAGCAGCUUCUUUGUUGUACAUUGGAAAUAAUGGAAAGAAGGUUUUGAGGUCACUUCUCAGUGGGAUGUUUUUAUUUGACUUUUAAUUUGAUUUGUGUUUAUUUUCAUUUUCUUCUAUUUAGGUUUUUUUUUUACUUCCAUUUUCCUUUGUUGUUUUUAAUCAUUGAAUUACAUGUGUACUUUUGUUUCAUUUGUAUGGUCUUUUUAUAUUUGUUUUGAUUUUAUUCUGUCCAUAUUUUAUUUAGUUUUUCAUUAUUUUCAUUGUAUUUUUUGGGACUUUAUAUUUGAUUCUAUGAUUUAUUUAAUCUUUUUUCUAUUUGUUCAUUUCAUUGUUGUAUAAUCGGAUUCUGUUUUGUUUUGGUUUUUAUUUCAUUUCCUACUAUUUUGAUGUCAUCUUGUUUAUUUUUUGUUUAUAUUUUAAGGAGUUCGUUUCAAUCUGUUUUGAAUUUGGGGUUUUUAGUCGUUUUUAAAUGUGUGCUUUUUAUUUCCCGUUACUAUUUAAUUUCAUUUUAUGAUAUUUUGAUGUUCUUUUAUUCUGGUUUUCCUUUUUCUGUAUGUUUCAUUAUGAUUACAGUUUAAUUUCAGUUGAUUGUAUUUAUUUAUUUAUUUUUGUAUUUCUUUUUGUUUGUUUCUUUUUGCCAUUUGAUUUUGAUGGUUCCGUGUAGCGUAUACAGUUCUAGCGUUGAAUGUGGGUCUCGUUGGGGGAACCCUCCAUCAUGCGGCGCACAAAGCUGCCUCCACUCACGCAGCGCUCCUUUUCCCACUCAGUGUUUUCCUGUUUUGCUUCUACUUCUACCACUUUCACAUUUGCCCAUCACAUGAGUUGUCACUUAGCCUAAUGUUGCAGACGGAUUGUGUGUGUGUGUGUGUGUGUGUGUGUGUGAGACACACAAGCCUACAGGUGUCAGCAGUGAACCCUAACCACCUUAGCUGGUGUUGUCUUACUUUGCGAGCGGCAGAGAAAAAGUGCUGACGAAGCACUGAAAUAUUGAUGAGCUUUUCUAACACACCAAAGCAGCUUGUUGUGAACCGAAGGCCCUUUUUUGCAGGUGGACUCAACGCCAUGACAAUAUUGCAAUCAUCCUGUCUAAACACCUGCUUGCUUGGACUUUGACUUUUAACGCCAACAAAAUGAAGAACAAAAAAAAAAGCAUGUUUUUCUUUUUUUGGCCACGAUCAGAAGCGCUGUGAUCAGAAGUCAUCAAACCAUGUCUCAAAUAAAAGUUGUCAUCAGGAGGAAACUU